AUGACAAAUAAAGAAAAUGCUGAGAUUGCUGAUCGGGGGCCGCAAAAGGCCGCUACUUUAGCAGUACAUCUAGUGAGCCAAGUCUUAGAUGAUGCUUGUAUAAUUUUAAAUGAAGCCACAGAAUUAGGAAAAUCAUGGCGAUGUAUGUCAAAAUUAAAAAUAGAUAAUAAUAGUAGAUGUGUGAUUGAUAAUGAACACUCAACUUUUAUUGUUGAGAUGGGCGACAGCGAUGACGUUGACAAAAGACAUGAACUGAAUACAAUGACUACGUCCACGCCGGAAAAGGUUACUGGUCAGGAGGGAGAUAUAUUUCAAGACCUAAGUGGUUUAAGAAAAUCUACAUCUACAUUUAUAAAUCGCUUAUUCGACAUGAGUGACGUCGAAUAUAUCCAUGAUGAUUCGGAUUUAGCUCAGAAAGCAUUAAGUACUAAUGACUCACUAACAGAAGAUAUUUUUAAAAUUGUGGAGUUAUGUGUAGAAUCUGCUCUCGUUUCUGACAUUUAUGUCCAGAAUACUAUACUUGAUGACGGCGUCGAGAAGUCGCCGAGUAGUAACCAAUCCAGCUAUUCCUUUCUUGACGAUGCUUUCUCAAGUAAUAUUGAUAAAAAUAUAGCAUUUUAUAUCGAUGAUGACGUCACUACUAAUAGCAAGGUUGAUAUUAAUGAUUAUAAAUAUAAUACCUACGAAAAUACUGAGGCUAGUGUGAACGUAAACGAAACUAUACAAAGAAAUGUCGCAUUAUAUGAAAAUGCCUAUGCCACAUUAAACAGAGACGACGAGCAAUAUUCCGAUGAAGAAGACUUUGUACACCAAGAUUCAAAAUCUUUAGCAUUACAAGAAGUGGAAUUGUCUGUUAAGAAUACAUCGCCAGUAAAGUUGCCGACGUGUGACAAUGAAUGCAAAGAUGUUGCUACUACUUCAGCGGUGUCAGCUUCAUUAGUUUCUCGUAAGAGUGGUCUGGUUAAACGAUGCCGUCUGCAGGGCGCGAGACUUUUAUCCUGUUUACGAGGUUGGUGGUGGCGUCGCAAACUGCCUGGAGGACGGAAAGAACCCCGUGUACCUGGUGCUUUACGGGGUCAAUAUACCCUCUCACCUUCCGCGAGGAUUCGUGCAGCCAGUUUGCUGGAUCACCGUCGCAUUCUCUCUCCAUCACUCUCCCGCUCUAACGUCUGGAAGUUCAACACUAUCAACGAGUCUGUGGUCAGUUCAGCACACUUGAAGGAAUAUGCUUUUCAGAAGCCUGAAUGCAAUGAAUAUUAA
This is a messenger RNA of Parnassius apollo (apollo), 1260 nucleotides long. Lineage: Eukaryota; Metazoa; Arthropoda; Insecta; Lepidoptera; Papilionidae. The record is from the annotation of a GenBank genome assembly.